AUGGCUCGGUUAGAUGUUGCUGAAACCUUUUAUAAUAUCAAGUUUCCAGGGCACAUGCACACCCAGGACUCUCUGAAUUAUGCUGCCAACUUCAAGUUUCAGGACACAGAUACUGUAAUUGUCACCUACCCAAAAUCAGGAACCACGUGGAUGCAGGAAAUCAUCAUAAUGGUUUUGAAUAAAGGAGACCCAACUAUAGCUUGUUCUCAGCCCAACUGGUUGCGUGCCCCUUGGCUUGAGCAGUACUUCUUCUGUCAACUUCUGCAAGCGUCCACAGGACCCCGAAUCAUAACCACACACCUGCCCUACCACAUACUGGCGCCGGCACUACGAGACUCCAAAGCAAAGGUUGUCUAUGUGGCCAGAAAUCCCAAAGACGUGGCUGUGUCCUAUUAUCACUUUCACAAGAUGGCAAACUUUCUGCCCGACCCGGGCACAUUCUCUGAGUUUCUGAGUGACUUUCUGGAGGGUACAGUGCAUUACGGCUCUUGGUUUGAUCACGUGAAGGGCUGGACCGAUCACGCACAGAAUUUUCAGAAGUUUCUUUAUAUCACAUAUGAGGAAAUGUGUCAGGAUCUUUAUGGGUCUCUUGAGAAGGUGAGCCGUUUCCUGCAGUGCACUUUAACCGAGGAAGAGCUGAAAAUUUCUCAAAAACACUGUAGUUUCAAUUCCAUGGAGGAGAACAUCAUGGUGAACUACACACUCAUCCCACAAGAGAUCAUGGACCACAGCAAGGGCAAGUUCAUGAGGAAAGGUAAAAUUGGAGACUGGAAGAACAUGUUCACUGAGGAACAGAGUGACGUAUUUGAUGCUGUGUACUCCGCUCAGAUGGCAGAUUCCUCACAGCUGUUUAAAUUGGAAUACUUUGAGAGUACUCCAAAACCAAUGAUCACCAUCAGUACUCCAGCGUCAAGUUCUCUCAGAAAUGAUUCUACUCAGUAA
Molecule: messenger RNA, 942 nt
Organism: Triplophysa dalaica
Lineage: Eukaryota; Metazoa; Chordata; Actinopteri; Cypriniformes; Nemacheilidae
Gene: sult5a1
Product: sulfotransferase family 5A, member 1
Exons: 6
Coding region: 1-942 (313 amino acids)
Biological process (GO): sulfation
Cellular component (GO): cytoplasm
Molecular function (GO): sulfotransferase activity
Source: RefSeq, a predicted model, not a curated record